AUGGUCUUCUCUUUCCAGUCCGUCGCUUAUGACCUAGACUGCGGUCUGCCCUUUGAAAACUCCGCUGACAACAGGUUGCAAAGAGGCAAGAUGGCCAUGCUGGAUAUGGAGGCCGUCCUCUGGUACUUCAUCACGAUUGGCAUUCCAAUCAUCGGUUCCAUCAUCCUCUUCUGGGUCGGCGUAUGGGUUGGAUGCUGUUGGAACCGUCGACGAACGCGGAAACGAGAGAAGCGGCUAGACGCAGAAAUGGGGCGCGAUCUGCUGAAGGCCGAAGUCGAAACGAAGCCCACGACGCCGUACACUCUCCCGACCUCGGACGACCUGACGGACGUGACCGAGACGGCUCCAAUGCUACCGCCUAGCACGCCGACGACGCCUGUCCCGAUGGGGAGCAGCCACAUCUCAACCCACCAGUUCGGCAAAGAACUGCACGGCGAUCUGCGGGGGAGUCUGGAGAUGCCAACGCCGAGGGUGCCAAGGAUGGCAUUGGCGCCAUCACGGCUCGGGGCUCUUGCCCAUUCGCCCUCGCCUCCGCCGGUGAGGACGCCCUCUCUGCCGCCCGGUCCGAACGAAGACGUGACCCGUGCCAUAAACGCAUUGGCAGAAGCACUGCGGCAGCAAACCGUCGACCGGCCCGGAACGCCGACCGCUGGUUCGGUGCGCGAGGGCCGCGAGGGUCGUGACGGUGCAACAAGCUAUCGCGAGACGGACGCUGCGCGGCUCGACACGCGCCUCGAGCCCCUCCCGCCCCUGUACCAGUCCGAGUGGCGCUCGGACACGAGCUCGACGCACUCGGUGUCUCGCACGUCUUCGGAGCGCGAGCGCCGCGAACGCCGCCUCGUCCCGGGCGGCCCGCGCCGACUUCCCAGAAGUGAUGCCAAGGCCCUCCUCCGUGCUGCGAGCACCCGUAGUGCGAACUCUGUGUAG
Molecule: messenger RNA, 927 nt
Organism: Trichosporon asahii var. asahii CBS 2479
Lineage: Eukaryota; Fungi; Basidiomycota; Tremellomycetes; Trichosporonales; Trichosporonaceae
Exons: 2
Coding region: 1-927 (308 amino acids)
Source: RefSeq, a predicted model, not a curated record